Molecule: messenger RNA, 5223 nt
Organism: Esox lucius (northern pike)
Lineage: Eukaryota; Metazoa; Chordata; Actinopteri; Esociformes; Esocidae
Product: MAM and LDL-receptor class A domain-containing protein 1
Exons: 35
Coding region: 17-4918 (1633 amino acids)
Cellular component (GO): membrane
Molecular function (GO): protein binding
Source: RefSeq, a predicted model, not a curated record
CCCCCAAGCCUCUCCGAUGGACUGUAACUUUGAACUUGGCCUGUGUAACUGGGUUCAGAAGACAGACGAGGCCUUCGACUGGGUCCGGUCCCAAGGUCUGCAGGUGAACCAUCAAUGGAAUGGACCCCUAUACGACCACACAGUGGGAAAUGACCAAGGUUAUUACAUGGUGGUGAAUAUGUCUGGCAGUGUGGACGAAGAGACCGCGGUCAUCUCUGUUCCUGUUACGGUCAAUACCACAGACAUCUGUGUCGGAUUCUGGUAUUACAUGUUGGGACCGUCUGUGUCCAGCCUGGACCUCAUAGUAGAAAUGAAAUCGUCAAGACGUGUGAUUUGGACUCGACAAGGCAGCCAAGAUUCAGAGUGGAUGAACGCACAGGUUAGCGUAGCAGAUACACGGGAGGUCCAGUUCUCAGCCAGUAGGAAAACUUCUGGAAGUGGGUUUAUAGCCAUUGAUGAUGUCACAGUCAAGGAAGGAGCCUGCAAAGAUCUAAAUCCCUGUGGAUUUGAGAACUCCUGGUGUAACUUUGAAGUAGACAUGAGUCACAAGGGGCGCUGGGAGAACCGGAGAGGGACAAUGGACCGACCAGACCACACCUACAAAACGGAGAACGGGUUCUACAUGACCGUCUUGUCACCAGGCCCAGAACAGACGUCAGUGGCUCAGCUGUUUUCUCCAGAGAUUAGCGCUUCCACAGGGAUGUGUGUUCGCUUCUGGUACCGUCUGCCUGUUGGUUCUACUGAGAGUCUGUCAGCACACGUCCUGUGGAGUGGAGAGCAGGGCCCGGCUCUGUGGCAGCGCUCUGGAGCUCCCUCUACAGGCUGGGAGGUGGCAGAACUUACCGUGUCCGCACCCAACUCCUUUAAGGUGGUGUUCAGAGCAGAGCACGCUCCAGGCUCAGUUUCCACGGUGCAGAUUGAUGAUGUGUCAAUCAGGGCAGGACCGUGUUCUCCUGUGGGCAGCUGUGACUUUGAGUCCGGCCAGUGUACCUGGGUCAACGAGGCCCAGCCAGACGGACAUGACUGGGUACAGGCAGACGGACGCUUCCAGGGCCCGGCCACAGACCACACCACUCAGACAGCAGAGGGGAGGUUCUUACUGAGCCCGGCCCAGUCCCAGAACCAGAGCAGCCGGGCUGUGGUGGUCUCAGAGUGGAUCCAGUUCAAGAUUAAAUCCACCUGCCUCACCGUCUGGUACUACAUGCAUGGCAGGAACUCUGGGACCCUGCGACUGUUUGCUCGCUCAGGCCCAACAGAGCAGGAGUUACUGUUUCAGACCCAGUCUGGUCAAUCCAACUGGACCCUUUUCUCUGGUGCUGUGCAGAAGUCCGGACCAUUCCAGGUGCUGGUAGAGGCGGAGUCUAGUGACAGUGGAUUCAUUGCUGUUGAUGACAUCAUUAUGACACCAGGGCUUUGUCCAGAUAACAGCACUGACAGGGGCUUUUUGGGGUGUUCAUUUGAAAAUGGGACCUGUGAGUGGGAGGAUAUCAGUGUGGGCCAGUUUACAUGGCAGAGGGACAGGAAUGGGACUGCUACAAAAAAUACAGGCCCUUCAGUAGACCACACCCUGGGCACUGAGCUGGGUUGGUACAUGCUGGUUGAGUCCAGCCGCGGGGACGUGAAUGACUUUGCCAAACUGCAAAGUCCCUUCAUGAAGCAGGCCAGUGCUGAGUGUCUGCUGGAGUUCUACUACCACAUGAAUGGAAAAGGUAUAAGGGAGCUCAGGGUUCUCCUCCAGGAGGGAUCCAGGACCACUCCUCUUUGGUGGCGGUCAGGUGACCAGGGGGACGCGUGGCGUCGGGGGGAGGUGAAGGUGGGUCGGACCCCCCAGGUGUUCAGCCUGUUCUUCCAGGCCACAAGGACCUCCAGUCAGCUAGGAGACAUCGCCAUCGACGACAUCCUCUUCCUCAACUGUACUCUUCCUGAGGCUCAAGACUCCUGUCCGGCUGGUUUGUUCACCUGUUCUAACCGUGUGUGUGUGGAGCCAAAUCGAGUUUGUGACUUCACCGAUGACUGUGGGGAUGGAACAGACGAGGAUGGCUGUGAGAAGUGGGGAUUUGCAGGGCAUUGUAGCUUCGAGGAGGGCCUGUGUUCCUGGGGAGAGAGUGAGGUGGACACCCCCGCAGGCGACUGGACCCUCCAGAACGGAGAGGCUGCCUGGCCCAAUCACGGACCCCCGAGGGACCACACCAAAAACAACAGAGCUGGUCACUAUGUAGUUCCUGGAAGCCACCUGACUGAGAAAGGCCAGACAUCAGAGAUCCUCUCCAGAACUCUGCUACCCAGCUCCAACUGCACUGUGAGGUUCUACUACUACAGUCAGGAUGAGCAGACAGCCAGUCUGAGUGUGAGACUGAGAACAGACCACACUGGGAUGUUUGACAAGCUGUUGUGGAUGAGAGAUUCACCACAGGACUACAGCUGGCACAGGGCAGAGGUCAUACUGUCCUCAACGGUCAACAGCAAGGUUGUGUUCCAGUAUGAGAGAGGAGAAGAGCCUAAACGUCUUGUUGCAGUUGAUGACGUUUCCUUCUCCAAGCAGUGUGUCCACGACCUUAGCAACAGCCAGCUGCCAAUCAAACCUUCCUCCUCAGUUGCCCCCACUACUUUGGCCACUCCCACUUCCUCAGGCCUUCCCACAACUGAAACCACACCCACUUCCUCUGUACCUCCCACCACCAGUCCCUGUACAUUUGAACGUGACCUGUGUCAGUGGAGGGACACCAGCCACGGGGCUAACAGGUGGCAGAGACAGGAAGCCAGUGGACAGACAGUGCCAGAGACUGACCACACGACUGGCACAGGCAACUACAUGGCAGUGAAUUUCAGCCAGUCCCAAAUGGAGGCUCGUCUUCAGAGUCCUGCACCCCCAUCCCCGUCCCCCUACUGCCAGAUUCUGUUCCACUUUCAGAUGCGUGGCAAGACUGUAGGAUCUCUGAGUGUUCUUCUUCAGGAGGUUGAGGGCAGAGAGAGAGAACUGUGGUCCCGCACGCUCCCCACUGCCCCCCAGUGGAGGCCAGAGCACCUGCCUCUGGGCCAGCUGCUGCCCUACCAGGUGGUGUUCAGUAGCCGGACUGGGAACAGCGUCUCAGCUGAACGCUGUGCUGUAGCUCUGGACGACAUCUCUUUCCUCAACUGUGACUCUUCCUACCAGCCACCAGCCCUGUCGGCUUUCGGCUGUUCCUUUGAGGAGGACCUGUGUGGUUGGGUGCAGGGGGCAGAGGAGGAGCAGGACUGGCUGAGGAGGUCUGGUCCCACGGACACCCCCAACACCGGGCCGGCUGGGGACCACACUACCAGCAGGGGUUAUUACCUAUACAUCGAAAGCUCUGCCCCCAGCACAGUGGGUAGCGUGGCUCAGCUUAAGUCCCUGCUGUUGCCCCCUGCAGGGGCCCAGGGGUACUGCCUGUCAUUCUGGUACCACAUGUUCGGGCCAACAGUAGGAUCACUCAGCAUGGUGCUACACACCACACAGUCGCGGGUCGGAACACCAAUGUGGCACCGUGCCCACACUCAAGGGGAUGAGUGGCGGUUGGCUCAGAGUCACGUGACCUCACCGGAAGUCCACCAGGUGGUGCUGGAGGCCUCGGUGGGCGGGGAGGCGGGCGACAUAGCCAUCGAUGACAUCGCUUUCACCGCAGGGGCCUGCACCCCCUCGGACCUGUGUGACUUUGAGGAGGGAAACUGUAACUGGCUGCAGGAGACGGAUGACGACGCCGACUGGGUCAGGGGGUCCGGAUCCGCCUCUCACCCUAACACCGGUCCAGACCACGACCACACCACCAACACCGCCUCGGGACAUUACUUCCAUCUGCCCUGGUCAGGGGGUGGUCAGUCUGGAGACACAGCCAGGAUGGCCUCGCCGCUGUUCCACGCAGGUAAAGGGGCGUGUCUGCAGCUGUGGUUCCACAUGUUCGGCCGGGACGCGGGGACACUGAAUGUGUACCAGCGGGCUGAGAAAGGGAACAAAAUCCUGCUGCUGUCCCACUCUGGAGACCAGGGGGCUCUGUGGAGGUUUGCCCAGGCAACGCUGCAGCUUGGUGAGGAGGACUACAGAGUCGUUGUGGAGGGGGUGAUGGGGAGCAGCCCGGAGGGGGACAUGGCCUUCGAUGAUGUCCUGGUGACCCGCCAGCCCUGCCCUCCACCCGGAGACUGUGAUUUCGAGGCCGGCCUGUGUGGCUGGACAAACGUGGCAAGGGCAGGGGUGGAUGAGGGAGACUGGCUGAGGGGCAGAGGGGCCUCUCCAAACCCCAACACUGGCCCCAGUGUGGACCAUACCACCAACUCGUCCCUGGGUUACUACCUGUAUGUGGACAGUUCUGUGGGCCAAUGGGGAGACAGGUCCAUUCUGUUGGGCGAAGUACUGCAGCCGAACAGCAGGGGGCACUGCCUGACUUUCUGGUUUCACAUGUACGGUCCUCACAUCGGGACCCUCAACGUCCAGAGCAACAGCAGGAAGCCGCAUGCUAACGGAGGUGCAGUGGAAGUCUUAUGGAGCGAAUCGGGCAGUCAGGGGGACAUGUGGCACCAGGGCAGCGUAUAUGUGGACUACACAGAGGCAUUCUGGUUUGAAUUCAUUCACCAGAGAGGCCGAGCUCCUGGGGGAGACGUGGCCCUAGAUGACAUCACCAUCCACCCCGGUCACUGUUCCAACACCGUGCCCACAGAUGCUCCAUCUACUACAGACAAUGCGGUGUACGCGUUGUUGGGAGUGGCUCUCCUUCUACUGACGGUUGUUGCCAUCGUCGCCGUUCUCUAUGUACUGCAACAGAGACGCUCCAUCACCAGGUCUGAACAUCGGGAAACUGUUUCCGUUUUCAGUCUUCAUGAUUGUAAAAUAAAUGGUGCAGAAGACCGAAAUGGAUCUGAUCUGUCAUUCUCCAACAACUUAUACGAAUCCUCUUCAGACAAAGAUUGAGGAGUCAUCCUAAAUAGUAAAAAUUUUUAAAUAAAACAUAACUGUUCUCAUGACUUUCUUUUGUGCACUCUGAAUUUGCAUGACAUUACAUCCAAUGACCAACCUCAGUCUGAGCCCUUUGUCCAAUCCAGCACGGUGCCAGGUUUUAUCCCAUUACCCAUUAGAGGGCUGAACAGGGGGUCAUGGACAGGGGGCCACAACACAGGCUUCAGAGACUAUGAAUAUGUGGAAACCUUCCAUAGUGCGAGCAAUGCACUGGACUGCCCUAUUAUGUUGUUUUUUUCACACGGACGUAACACAGUGAA